Heterobasidion irregulare TC 32-1 is the source of this 2541-nucleotide messenger RNA. RefSeq lists its product as uncharacterized. Bases 1 to 2541 code for a protein of 846 amino acids. Gene Ontology annotation, molecular function: structural constituent of nuclear pore. Gene Ontology annotation, biological process: protein import into nucleus; ribosomal small subunit export from nucleus; mRNA export from nucleus. The transcript is spliced from 9 exons. Gene Ontology annotation, cellular component: nuclear pore. The record is from RefSeq and is a predicted model, not a curated record. NCBI's taxonomy places the organism in Eukaryota, Fungi, Basidiomycota, Agaricomycetes, Russulales, Bondarzewiaceae.
AUGGACUACGGAGACGAGUGGAGCUCCAUUCUGACUGAUCAUCCUAUAUUCUCCCGAUCAACAGGCCCUGCGCAGGAUGAGACUUCGUUUGAAUUGUCCACAAGCACCUUACCAAACUUCACAAAUUUGGAUCCCGAGGACGAUAGUCUGGCACCUUCGGGGCGGAGACAGACUAUGGUCAUAAAGGACUCUGAGGUCAUACUAGCUGUUGGCAGGGAAAUGCGCGUAGCCGCUCUUGGGGAUGCAAAGUUCAACAGGGGUCCAAAGGCGUACAAGGUGCUACAUACGCCCAAUGUUCAGUUUGAAAUUCACCAGUUGGCGCUCAAUCCCAGUGGAAAGUUGUUGGCCGUCGCGGGUGCCUUUCAAGUUGCUGUUGUAGUGCUGCCGCGCCCUGGGUUCACAAGACUUGUCCCGGCCACAAUUGAUUGCAAGUCUAUCCAAGUCGGGCAGUUCUAUCACGGUUCUAUGUCUGCAGCACCUAUAGCCAAAGUCGAAUGGCAUCCGUGGGGAGAAGCCGGUUCGACAUUGAUGGUCAUGACCGUUGAUGGGAAACUACGCGAAUAUGACAUAUCGGUGGACACAGAGGAACCUCAACAGGUUGUAUCAUUCGUGCCAGAAAAGAAGGGGACGUCGUUUGUGGCUAGCGCUCAAUCCGAGCGCGAAGUCGCAUCUUUCACAUUAGGCAAAGGAAGGGCUGACUGGGGCCCUUUAACGAUGUAUGUAGUCAUGAAAAGCGGAGACGUCUUCGCGAAAUGUCCGUAUAUGCCCCACAAUGCGUCAAUCCCUUCGGCGUACAUACACUCACUGGAAUGUUUCGUUGCCGCCAAGAAAGAGUAUUUAUCCCAAAGCAUCUCCAUCGAAGCUAAAGACCUCUCAACCACCUAUGACUAUCAGCAUAAGUAUGUCUCUGCAUUGUUAAAGCAACUUCCGCCAGGAACUCUUUUCCCAGCACCAUCACGAUCCGUCCUUGUGCAUCCCCCAACCACGAUCAAAAGCCCUUCUAUACGUCACGGUCCUUUUCUACUGCAACCAUCUCCACGAAUUCUAGAAGGCAGUGAAAGCGGGGAUGCUACAGAUAUCAUGUACAUGUCAUUCGGUAGUAGUGCGGAGGACGACGAAGGAGAGACUGAAAGGUUAGGAAUCAUCCUCAUCGGCUACCAGGACGGGAAGGUCGACAUCUGCCUCGACGUGGAAAAAGUGGAAGCUAGAUGGGAAAGCAAGCAGCAUCAAAGCAAAGAUUUGCCCAUGCUGGCUGUAUACGAGUCAAUCGACCUCGGUCUUCUUUCUGCUCUUUCAUCCUAUCAUCCACCUCUACUUGACCUCUUGAAAGCCAAUCAUCUCGUUUUCCAUGCCGAUCCGAUACACGAUGAUACUAUCUAUGUGUAUCACGCCUUCGGCGUUCAUGCGCUGCAUCUGAACAAUAUGCUGCGCAGCCUUGCGAUCGCUCUGCGCGGUGACGACGAGGGUAAUUCCUUGAUUGCAUCCCUGCGAAAUCCAGAACAAACGGACGUAAAGCCGAUCGUCACCACGUUCUCAGUCGAGCGACGGGUAUCCAAUCCGGUCAUAGCUGUCGCUGUCCCCAAUGAUGUUUACCUCACAUACAGCAUCUUCAUCCUUACGUCUGCGAUGCGGGUUGUUUCGUUCUCUUUGAAUCUCAGAUCUGAUAUUCCUUUAUCACAUCCAAUCGGUCCUACUCCGCAGAGAGAACGGAUCAUCGACGAACCCCUUCUAAAGCCGGUGGAUGGUCCAGCAGCCUAUAUUUCUCUUCUGGGGUCCAACCCGUUUGAACCACCGCCAGUCUUCUCUCGAUCAUCAGGUUUACCAUCCAAUCCACAUCUCGCUCUGCCAGCAUCGGAGACAUCAAAGGAAUUUCGCCUGACACCCGAUACACUGCGCUUCUUGGGUCAAACAGUUGAACGCUUUACCACGCAGAUUCGUGAUGUCCAGCUUGCGGACAGAGAGGUGCAGCUACGGGCCGCUCUACAAAAACAGGAGCAUCAACGACAGUCGGACAAAUUCCAAGAGAUGAAGAUGCUGAUAGACCAGUUGAAAGGUCCACGGCGACAGAAAUCGACCCAGAGAUUGAAGGAUGUCCACGAUGCGCAAACGCUCCUUCUGUCUCGCCUGAGUCGGGUGCUGCAAGCGAUGAUGAAGAAAGCGAGUCCAGAGUUGAGCGACCACGAAACGAAAUGGUUUGAAGAGCUCAAGAGGAUGAAGGCUGAGGUCCUAGGCCAGGGUCGAUAUGACGAGGCGGCGUUACUGCCACGUUCUCGCAUGCUACAACACGAGUUCAACCGGUUGAUUCCGCACCUCAAAGUAGAGCGGGAUAAGGAAUCGAACCGAUCCAGGAUUCUUCAAGAACAAAACCAGGAUCUAGGGGCAUCACAAGCUUUCGAGCUUGGGCAACACUUCACAAAAGAAGAGCUCAGAAUACGAAAGAUGCAAAAGGAAUUGGUUAAUCUUGCGUCGAAGCUAGAGGUCUCCUUAGUUCGUCCGCCGAACCGAAGCCGGGCUGCAGUUCGAAAUCAAGUCAUGGAAUGA